GCGCCACAGAGGGACAAACUAAAACUCAGCGCGUUGCUCACCUUUAGCUGCCAUCCUGUAGCUAAACAUGACAUCGUUUAUCAUCAAGCCUGCGCCCCUACGUUGUUUUGUGCGUUCAUGCAGGUUUAUAAGUGAGCAUCGGACAAAGACGCCAGUGUGUUCAGUCAGAAGUUAUGUCACUGAAAGAGGAAACAUGCCCAAAAUCUACACCAAAACUGGAGAUAAAGGUUUCUCAAGCACAUUUACAGGAGAAAGGAGGCCGAAGGAGGAUCACAUUUUUGAAGCCUUAGGAAACACAGACGAACUGUCAUCCUCUAUAGGAUUGGCCAGAGAAUUCUGCCUCGACAAAGGCCACACGUUCACACAUCAGCUGGACAAGAUACAGUGCAUUUUACAAGAUGUGGGCUCCAAUAUUGCUACUCCCAGAUCAUCUGCAAGAGAAAGCCAUAGAACAAGAACUAAAUUUACUGCAAAGCCAAUUGAAGAACUGGAAACCUGGAUUGAUAACUUUACUGAAGAACUCCCUCCUCUGACCAACUUCAUUUUACCAUCGGGUGGGAAGAGUAGCGCAGCUUUACACUUAGCUCGGACAAUCUGUCGGAGAGCAGAACGCAGUGUUGCUCCCAUUGUGCGCUCAGGGGAGGCGGAUCCAGAUGUUGCCAAGUUCUUGAACAGACUGAGCGACUACCUGUUCACCGUAGCGAGAUAUGCAGCAAUGAAAGAAGGCAACGAGGAGACAAUCUACAAGAGACCUGAAUGACGAUGCAGCACAAGCUUAAUUCUUGGAUGAGAUAUUUAAGUCAUAUUGUAAAUGCAUUAAAACAAGUGAAUGAGGUUCACAUGAUCACAUUUUUUCCACAUGAUCAUAGGGUUAUAAUAAAUCAAGUGUACUUCUCCAAA
Molecule: messenger RNA, 900 nt
Organism: Mugil cephalus (flathead mullet)
Lineage: Eukaryota; Metazoa; Chordata; Actinopteri; Mugiliformes; Mugilidae
Gene: mmab
Product: metabolism of cobalamin associated B
Exons: 9
Coding region: 68-760 (230 amino acids)
Molecular function (GO): corrinoid adenosyltransferase activity
Source: RefSeq, a predicted model, not a curated record